CGCCGCACGUGGGAGGGCUCGGGCCGGACCUGCCGCCGCCUCCGCCGCCGUUUUCUCCUCGGCUAGGCCGCCUCCCGGCCCCCUCGGCGCCCCGCCUCUCCCACCCCCAAACCGGAGGACGACGCGCCCGCCGCCGCCGCCGCCGCCGCUCGGCGCUCCCAUGAUCGCCCAGUGCCUUUCGGCUGUGCGAGGCCUCCCCAGAAUUGGUGGUUGCAGGAUUUUAUUCAGAAUGACUUUAGGGAGAGAAGUGAUGUCUCCUCUUCAGGCAAUGUCUGCCAGUACUGCCGCUGGCAGGAAUGUGUUAAGAUGGGAUCUUUCACCAGAACAAAUUAAAACAAGGACCGAGGAGCUCAUUGUGCAGACCAAACAGGUGUACGAUGCUAUUGGAAUGCUUGACCUUGAGGAAGUAACUUAUGAGAACUGUUUGCAGGCACUGGCUGAUGUAGAGGUGAAGUACAUAGUGGAACGAACCAUGCUAGACUUUCCCCAGCACGUCUCCUCUGACAAAGAAGUACGAGCAGCAAGCACAGAAGCGGACAAAAGACUUUCUCGCUUUGAUGUCGAGAUGAGCAUGAGAGAAGAUAUAUUUUUGAGAAUUGUUCAUUUACAGAAAACCUGUGAUCUAGGGAAGAUAAAGCCUGAAGCCAGACGAUACUUGGAAAAGUCAGUUAAAAUGGGAAAAAGAAAUGGGCUCCAUCUUCCAGAACAAGUCCAAAAUGAAAUCAAAGCAAUGAAGAAAAGAAUGAGUGAGCUGUGCAUUGACUUCAACAAAAACCUCAAUGAGGAUGAUACCUUCCUUGUAUUUUCCAAGGCUGAACUUGGUGCUCUUCCUGAUGAUUUCAUUGAUAGUUUAGAAAAGACAGAUGAUGACAAGUACAAAAUUACCUUAAAAUAUCCACACUAUUUUCCUGUCAUGAAGAAAUGUUGUAUCCCAGAAACCAGAAGGAAGAUGGAAAGGGCUUUUAAUACAAGGUGCAAAGAGGAAAACACCAAAAUUCUACAGCAGCUACUCCCACUGCGGGCCAAAGUCGCCAAGCUACUCGGCUAUAGCACGCAUGCUGACUUUGUCCUUGAAAUGAACACUGCGAAGAGCACAAGCCGUGUAACAGCCUUCCUAGAUGAUUUAAGCCAGAAAUUAAAACCUUUGUGUGAGGCAGAACGAGAGUUUAUUUUGAAUUUGAAGAAAAAGGAAUGUGAGGAGAGAGGUUUUGAAUAUGAUGGGAAAAUCAAUGCCUGGGAUCUGCAUUACUACAUGACUCAGACAGAAGAACUCAAGUACUCCAUAGACCAUGAGAUCCUCAAGGAAUACUUCCCAAUUGAGGUGGUCACCGAAGGCUUGCUGAACAUAUACCAGGAGUUGUUGGGACUCUCAUUCGAGCAAGUGACAGGUGCUCAUGUGUGGAAUAAAAAUGUUACACUCUACACUGUGAAGGAUAAAGCCACGGGAGAAGUAUUGGGACAGUUCUACUUGGACCUCUAUCCAAGGGAAGGGAAGUACAACCACGCGGCCUGCUUUAGUCUCCAGCCUGGCUGCCUCCUCCCGGACGGGAGCCGCAUGAUGUCGGUGGCAGCCCUUGUGGUGAACUUCUCACAGCCCCUCACAGGUCGUCCCUCUCUCCUGAGGCACGAUGAGGUGAGGACUUACUUCCAUGAAUUCGGUCAUGUCAUGCAUCAGAUUUGUGCCCAGACUGAUUUUGCACGGUUUAGUGGAACAAAUGUGGAAACGGACUUUGUAGAAGUGCCAUCACAAAUGCUUGAAAAUUGGGUAUGGGACAUUGAUUCCCUCCGAAGACUGUCAAAGCAUUAUCAAGAUGGGAGACCUAUUAUGGAUGAGCUGCUUGAAAAUCUUGUUGCUUCUAGACUGGUCAACACAGGUCUUCUGACCCUACGCCAGAUUGUUUUGAGCAAAGUUGAUCAGUCUCUCCACACCAACGCCUCGCUGGAUGCUGCAAGUGAAUAUGCCAAAUGCUGCACAGAAAUUUUGGGUGUUGCGGCGACUCCAGGCACAAACAUGCCAGCUACUUUUGGACAUUUAGUAGGGGGAUAUGAUGGCCAGUAUUAUGGAUAUCUUUGGAGUGAAGUAUUUUCCAUGGAUAUGUUUUACAGCUGUUUUAAAAAAGAAGGAAUAAUGAACCCAGAGGUUGGAAUGAGAUACAGAAACCUAAUCCUGAAACCCGGGGGAUCUCUGGACGGCAUGGACAUGCUCCAGAAUUUCUUGAAACGUGAGCCAAACCAAAAAGCGUUCCUAAUGAGCAGAGGCCUGCACGCUCCGUAAACUGGGCCCUCUGGUAGCAGUCCAUGUCUGGAGGACAAGUUGACAUCGCCUUGUGUGCUACUGGCCUGGAAACUGAAGGGAGUUUUGCAAAUGAAAAUGUAGAUUUCUAUUGAUUGCCUUUUGUUUCUUGAAUUAUACAGGUGUAAAUGGAAUUAUAAAUACGGUAACCUACGAAAAGACCCAUUCAAAAAUAAUUGUACUAUAACAUUUCAUAAAAAUAGAUUUGAUUUCUUUUUUUAUAAAAGUUUCAUAUGAAUGUAAUUUGAUUUUUUUACUCUUAUAACCUAAAUAAUGUAAGAGGGCUCAGAAUUAUUAAAUUGAAUCACAUGCAUUAUAUAAUUUGAUCCCACUUAUAUCUUGCAGUUCUUUACUUGGGAUUUCUGGACAUAAGUGAAUCACCACAUUCCUCUGGUGAACAUUUUCUUGGAGCCCCGCAUCCACUUUGACUCUUUGUCUCACAGUCAAGGGUGACCUCUUUGCCUGCAUACCUCAGGGCCAGGCGAACAUGCCUCAGUAAUGCAUUUAUCUUUGUA
Molecule: messenger RNA, 2808 nt
Organism: Eptesicus fuscus (big brown bat)
Lineage: Eukaryota; Metazoa; Chordata; Mammalia; Chiroptera; Vespertilionidae
Gene: NLN
Product: neurolysin
Exons: 13
Coding region: 161-2275 (704 amino acids)
Biological process (GO): peptide metabolic process; proteolysis
Cellular component (GO): mitochondrial intermembrane space
Molecular function (GO): metalloendopeptidase activity
Source: RefSeq, a predicted model, not a curated record